UCUGGAAUUUUCGGUCUAUGUUCUGCUCUGCCCUGCGCGUCAUUAUCUCUUGUAUCCUCUCGCCUGUUUCCGGUUGCCGGAAGUAAUUAUCGGUUUGUCUUUUUGUUUACCUCCUCUUUCUCAGGCACGAAACGUUUCGACAGCGAAAAGGCUGGAGAUCGUGAGGUACAGCGCACCAUGUUGGAACUGCUGAAUCAGCUGGACGGUUUCCAACCGAAUCAUGACAUCAAGGUCAUUGCUGCUACCAACCGAGUGGACAUCCUCGAUCCUGCUCUGCUGCGCAGUGGUCGUCUGGAUCGAAAAAUCGAAUUUCCUGCGCCCAAUGAGGAAGCCCGUUCCCGUAUCAUGCAGAUUCAUUCCAGAAAAAUGAAUGUUAGUGAGGAUGUGAACUUCGAAGAACUUGCGCGUUGCACCGACGACUUCAACGGCGCCCAGUGCAAGGCCGUCUGUGUUGAAGCGGGUAUGAUUGCCCUCCGAAGAAACGCCGCUCAAGUAGUUCACGAGGACUACAUGGACGCCAUUUUGGAGGUUCAGGCCAAAAAGAAGACCAAUCUUAACUACUAUGCUUAA
Dibothriocephalus latus is the source of this 570-nucleotide messenger RNA. Lineage: Eukaryota; Metazoa; Platyhelminthes; Cestoda; Diphyllobothriidea; Diphyllobothriidae. The record is from the annotation of a GenBank genome assembly.